Messenger RNA from Letharia lupina, 1764 nucleotides. RefSeq lists its product as uncharacterized. Gene Ontology annotation, molecular function: beta-N-acetylhexosaminidase activity. NCBI's taxonomy places the organism in Eukaryota, Fungi, Ascomycota, Lecanoromycetes, Lecanorales, Parmeliaceae. The transcript has 2 exons. Bases 1 to 1764 code for a protein of 587 amino acids. Gene Ontology annotation, biological process: glycosaminoglycan metabolic process; carbohydrate metabolic process. Gene Ontology annotation, cellular component: membrane. The record is from RefSeq and is a predicted model, not a curated record.
AUGCGCUCCUUAUUGUUGCAUUGCGCACUCCUCACCUCCACAUUCGCCUUAUGGCCUCAACCCAAGCAAUUCGAGCAUGGCUCGUCAACCUUGUGGCUCUCACCCAAUGUUAAGCUCGUGCACACAAGUAGAACAGCCCCGUCUCAGCCUCUCGAGUGGCUCUGGACUACCGUGGAAAAAGUGAUCUUCUUUCCUCAUAAUGGCAUCACGCCAACAAAGGGCCAGGUUUCAUCGGAAACUCUGCUCCAGUCGGCAUUUGAACGUAUGAAGCACAACGUUCUGAAUCAUAGCUUCGUGCCUCGGAAAUUCCAUGCGAGAGACGUUCAGUUCGAGCCGGCCACAGAUGACUCAAAGCGGUACAUUGAGCAGCUCGCCAUUGAAGAAGACCCGCGCAAUGACUUGGCGGAUACCGAGCGCUUGGACAAGUCCGAGGCAUACGCCAUUGAGGUCUCUGAGGAUGGUAGCGCAGUGAUCAAGAUUGCUUCCCCAGCUGGGGGACUACACGCACUUGAGACAUUUGCUCAACUUUUCUUCGCUCAUUCCACUCCAAAUGCUGGCUUCUACACGCCAUACGCUCCUCUCACGGUUAAGGACAGACCAGCGUUCGGACAUCGAGGCCUCAAUUUGGACAUUUCCCGCAAUUGGAUCCCACCCGCAGAUGUAAUGCGUACAAUUGAAGCUAUGGCCUCCAAUAAGCUCAAUCGACUGCACAUACACGCGACCGACGCCCAGUCGUGGCCUCUCGAGAUCCCAGCCCUCCCAGAUUUAGCACUCAAGGGUGCAUACAGUCCAUCUCAAAUCUGGCAUACAGAAGAUUUGGAGGCUGUCCAGCGCCACGGUACGAAUUACGGUGUGCAAGUAUUCGUCGAGAUCGAUCUUCCUGGCCACACUACCUCUAUUGGUAAUGCUUACCCACACCUCGUCACCGCUAAAGACAUGCCCUGGCCUGAGUACGCCCUGGAACCACCAUCUGGCCAACUACGACUCAACUCUUCCGAGGUCCCGCCUUUCAUCGAGACCCUCCUUACCGAUCUACUUUCCCGUACAUCAAAGCACAGUUCCCUAUUCCAUCUUGGCGGCGACGAACUAAACUUGAAUGCGUACUUGUUAGACCCGACGGUCAAUUCCGCCUCUCAUCAAAUCCUUCAACCGCUAGUCCAGGCCUUUAUCGAUCAUGUUAUCUCCCUGGCAACAUCAUAUUGCCUGACAGUAAUCAUGUGGGAAGAAAUGGUAAUCGACUGGAACCUCACCCUCCCCAAAAACGUCAUCAUCCAAACGUGGCGAGGCAGCGACGAUAAUGCUCUCACUUCCAUUCUGAACAAAGGAUACAGAACCUUAUUCGGCUCAAACGCUCAUUGGUACCUCGACUGUGGCCACGGCUCCUUCAUAGACCCGGAGUCUGCGAACCCAGAUAGCCCUGUCAAACCACCCUAUCUAGAUUACUGCGGUCCGUACAAGAACUGGCGGCACAUGUAUGCGUACAAUCCAGUAGCUCAUAUACCCCAAAGCCAAAGACACCUAGUCGUCGGCGGAGAAGCUCAUCUGUGGGGCGAGCUUACGGACAGUGUCAAUCUGGAUGGUAUGCUGUGGCCAAGGGUGGCGGCGGCGGCAGAGGUGAUGUGGAGUGCCCCUGGAAAGAAGCCCGACGAGAGCACGACAAGGAGGUUGGCUGACAUGAGGGAGAGGCUUGUGAUGAGAGGGGUUGGCGCUGGGGUUGUGCAGAUGGAAUGGUGUCUAAGGCAUGAGGGCGGCUGUAGGCUUUGA